AUGCAAUUGCCAUCUCCCACACCAUCCGCACCAACCACUGCAACUCCAGAUCACCAUCUAACUCACUGGGGAUUUCCCUUGGGGAAAGAUCAAGUAACAUUCAUCGAUCAUGAUUGUAUUAUUGACACCGAGGGCUACCCACUUUAUCCCAACAACAACACCAUAUUUGUACUACAACCUGGCACCGAGAUCACCAACUUCGGCACAGUAGGAUUUUCAAAGACCACCUCUUCUGAAAUUUCAAAGGACCGACGCUGGAAAAUAUCCCGCGCGCACUGCCUUGGGGGUUGUGAGUACGCUGGACCCACCCCUACAGGCCAAGAGAAGAUUGAGGAGCUCAUCCGCACGCCAUGCUGCCCAGCUGCCGACUGCACAGGGAAGAUCUACUGGAAGGAAUGUCGCAAUACCCAAACUAGGUUUGAUCACGAAGUCAGUACUGGCUGGAGGCUGAUGCGACACCAAGGAUUUCAUGACCACCCAUGGCCAACCUCAAAGAAACCCGACCGUCUAGCCAGGAAACUGCUCGCCUUGGAAGUGGCCAAAAAUCCAAAGGCUGGGGCUCUACAACUCAAGGUUUGGCUCAAUCCUCUAACUUAA
Puccinia graminis f. sp. tritici CRL 75-36-700-3 is the source of this 597-nucleotide messenger RNA. RefSeq lists its product as uncharacterized. The record is from RefSeq and is a predicted model, not a curated record. The coding region runs from base 1 to 597 and encodes 198 amino acids. The transcript is spliced from 3 exons. Lineage: Eukaryota; Fungi; Basidiomycota; Pucciniomycetes; Pucciniales; Pucciniaceae.